AUGGUUCUCCUGGAAGGACGCCAACUCUCAUCCAGCGUUCUUACGCUGACAUGCCUCGGUUUCCUUCUCAUCGGAUAUGAUAAUGGCCUGUUCGGCGGAUUCGUCAACGGUGCUGCAUUCAACGAUACCUUUCAUACCCCAAGCCCCACCAUCAUCGGCCUCAUUGUUGCUAUAUAUGAAGUGGGAUGUUUCCUCGGUUCAGUACUUACUUCCUUCUUUGGGGAAGCCCUCGGACGCAGAAGGAGUAUUGCCAUCGGGUCCAUCAUAAUGAUCGUGGGAGCCAUCCUUCAAGCCACGGCUUUCUCCCGAGUGCAUCUGAUCAUUGCCCGUGUGGUAUCUGGCGUGGGGAUGGGCUUUAUCAACAGCACGGUCCCAGUCUUCCAAUCAGAAUAUUCUCCCAAGGCCAGCCGCGGACUUUACGUCUGCAUGCAGCUAUCUACGCUCAAUUUCGGCAUUUUUCUGGCCUACUGGAUCGAUUAUGCCUUCUCAACACACACUUCGAGCUACGCAUGGAGAAUCCCCUGUAUACUCCAGUGUAUAUUUCUGCUCCCUAUGCUCCUCAUCGUGGCCAUGGUCCCCGAGACUCCGCGGUGGCUGGCCAGCCAUGAUCGUGGCGACGAGUCGCUCAUGGUGCUGCAAAGGCUUCACCGCCACCGGAUGUCUGACGCCAACAUUCGCCUCUUGCAUGCAGACAUUCUGCAGACGGUGGAGGUCGAAAAGAGCAUCGGUACCGGCAAAUGGAUCGACCUGAUCAAAAAUGACAGUAUCCAAAGUCGCCGGAGAUUCUUGAUCGCCUGCGGGAUUCAAGCUUUCCAGCAAUUGGGAGGCAUCAACGCGGUCAUCUAUUACUCGGGCACGCUGUUCGAAAAGAGUCUGGGCUUCAGCCAGCAUAUGUCGGCUCUGAUGUCGGGCUUCCUGCAGACCUGGUUCUUCCUGGCUUCGUUCAUCCCUUGGCCCCUCAUUGAUCGCGUCGGCCGUCGCCCACUUCUUCUCUCCAUGAUCUCACUCAUGGCCGUGGUGAUGGGGGUCCAGUCAGGCUUGAUUUAUCAAGUUCAGUUCAACACGCCGUCCGCCAAAGCGGCUGGUCGCGCAGCUGCUGCGAUGCUCUUUGUCUUCCAGGGAGCAUUCACUGUAGGGUUCCAGGCUACCGUAUGGGUCUACCCUACUGAGAUUCUGCCUCUUCGUCUCCGCCAACGUGGCUCCUCCGUCUCUACAGCCUGUAACUGGAUUUUCAACUAUAUGAUCGUCCAGAUCACCCCUAUCGCCAUUAGCAAUAUUGGAUAUCGCACUUAUAUCAUCUUCGCCAUUCUAAACGCCUGUUGGGUUCCCAUCAUCUAUUUCUUCUUCCCCGAAACCAAAGGCUUCGAGUUGGAAGACGUUGACCGUUUAUUUGCCAGGGAAGGCAGCGUCACUGCGCGGCGUAUGUCGAGACCCAUAUCAGUUGAUUUGGAUCGGUCUUUUGAAGACAGCCAGAUGGAAAUAGCGAUAGGCAAGACUGAUCCCAAAUUCCAAGAGAUGGAGGAAGUCGCGUAA
Molecule: messenger RNA, 1533 nt
Organism: Exophiala oligosperma
Lineage: Eukaryota; Fungi; Ascomycota; Eurotiomycetes; Chaetothyriales; Herpotrichiellaceae
Exons: 4
Coding region: 1-1533 (510 amino acids)
Biological process (GO): transmembrane transport; carbohydrate transport
Cellular component (GO): membrane
Molecular function (GO): carbohydrate:proton symporter activity
Source: RefSeq, a predicted model, not a curated record